AUGGAUUGUGACCGUGAGCUCGAUCCUUUCUCCAGCGAGAGUCUCUGGAGACUUUCAAGGUUCAGCUUAGAGGCUCUGCAACCAUUGGAGACUCUACCGUGGAACACGGAAUUGCCUGAUGUUUCGAGCUCCCUCAUUCACCAAUCCGCUGGUACAAUCGACAAGACUGAUGCGAUAUGGAAACUGAACUUGUUUGCAACCGACCUCGAACUGCCCGCGUCGGCUCCUGAUUCAAUUGUCGACCCCUCGAUAGACACCGAGUCCGAUGCGCCGAGUGAACCAUUGCCAGAGCUCGAAGGAUUUGACAUAUGGGCGCCCAAUCUUCUGCAGGAGGAACCCGGCCAUGUUGCUCCACUCAGAUCGUGGGAGAGAUACCUCAACCGGUCGUUUCAAGAACCAGUGUCGGCAUAUUUCAGUGAAUCGGGUGCCAAAGGCUUCGACGCUGCGCUUGCGCGGCAAAGCACCAAAGACCGUGAUAUUUCUGGCCGCCUGGUUCGAAACGACGUCUUCAUCCGAUCACUGUUGCGCCUUGGACUUGGAUGGAGCUCGGCAUUCUUCCGCUUCAACCACAAGAAGAUGGCAUUCGAGCGAUACAUGAAGGAUAUUCGUGUCUCCGGUGUCAGUUUGAAAGUUUUGGACGCUGCGAUUACACAGGUACUGCAAUGCGGCACCAAUAUGCAACGCAUACGAACGUUUGUUAGGACUCCGGCGGCCAAAUCCGAGGACUUGUCAGCUAUAUUCACUUUGCGUGGUACCGUCGCCGUGAUCAUCUACAAUCUCGAGGAACAAAUUCUCGCUCAUUCUAAACAUGUCGUCUCGCUUCUUCAGGUCACGACGUUGUUUAGUCGAUGCGGUGACUUAAUAGGCGCCCUGGCUGAGUUUGUUGAUGCAGUCGAGAAAGCUGUCACAGACGCUCAAGUGAUCUCGGGCGCUAUUCAGUGGGCCACCAUCUUCGCUCAGAAAUUUGGCUGGAUGGAAAAUCUUGUACAUGAAGUCGUUGUUCGAGUAACAGCGCCGUGGUUUGGUUUUAUCGAGGGUUGGAUCGGCCUUCGCCCCGAAGAAUCAACACUGAAUGAGCUGUUGGCUAGUGGUCGGACCUUCGUUAAAGAAGAGCAUCACGAAGACCCCGGCAGACUCAAGGCGAGGGCCUCGCGAAUCGAUUACACUUACCUUGGGUCCCACAUGCCAUCAUUCAUACCAGCAGACCAAGCGCAGUCGAUAUUCGAGAGUGGCAGAAGUCUGCGUCUCCUCAAGAGGUCCCACCCACAACACCCCAUUGCCCGACAUGAUGUUCUCGCCCGGACAGGUCGUCUCCACCUUCACUAUGCGACCACCUGGGCAGAUAUCGAGGUCAUCCAAAAACGAGCACAUGAAUACGAAGCCAGACUCCGUGCCGAGAUUCUAAAGUAUCAUGAAGGGGGUGCGGCUGCGCAGCUUAAGAUUGUUGAUUCCUUCUGCAGGGACGCUGGCGAAUCGAAUACAAAUGACAUUGUGAAGGAAACCUUUGAGCUAUUUGACAUUGAUGAUGAGAGACAUGUCUCCGGAUCUAUUAUGGAUGAAAAGGCCCUUUCCAAUGACAAAGUCAGCCAGAUGCUUCAAAAGGCCAGAGACCCCGGUCCCGACUCCAUUUCCUUCGGCAAUCGUUUCGGGCCGGAAUUGGCAUCAAGCCUCUAUCUCUCUCUUGCUCCGAUUAUUUCAUCUCAGGCUCAACUCAUUGACUUCUCAUGCCUCCACCAUCUUUUCAAAGAGCAUGACGUUCGGCACCAUUUGAGCCUUCAAUGGCGAUUCCAGCUAUUGGGGGAUGGAUCAUUUGCAUCACGCCUCUCGAAUUCUCUGUUCGACCCCGAAAUGGACAGCGGCGAACGCAAGGCUGGUAAAGUACGCGGCGGUGUGCACACUGGCUUGCGUCUAGGCAGUCGCGACACAUGGCCACCAGCGAGCUCAGAACUGCGGCUAGUUCUGAUCGGAAUCCUUGGAGACUGCUAUUUCUCCGACACGGAACCCGAACAGACCGAAAAGGCACAGAACGAGAAAGAGAACGAGCUCCCAGGUGGACUCAACUUUUCAAUUCGAGAAUUGACAGAUGAGGAGAUCGAGCGAUGCAAAGAUCCCAAUGCCAUAGAGGCACUCGAUUUUCUCCGUCUACAGUACAAACCCCCAGAGGCCCUCGAGGCACUCAUAACAGCUCGGUCUCUGAAAAAAUACGACCGUCUUUUCAAGCAGCUGCUCCGCCUCCUUCGCAUGGUGUCGGUUGUCAAAGGACUCGUUCGUGACUCUACUUCUCGAGAAUCCCUUUCCGGGGAUGUACGUAAUGUGUUCCAGAAGUUCCGGAUUGACGCACAGCACUUCGUUCUUGCGGUCAGCGAUUACUGCUUCCACAUCGGUAUUGGGUCUAUCUGGAGCCUCUUCCAAGGAACACUUACAAGAAUCGAACGCUGUCUUGAUCGUGGCGACAUCGAUGGCACAAUCGAAACCGCUCAUUCCGUACCUCGCCUGCGAGAUUUCCAUGAGGACAUCCUCGAUCAAAUGUUGUUUGCUUUUCUUCUUAGCAAACGGCACGCGCAUGCUGCAAAGUUGCUGGACAACAUCUUCAGUGUCAUUCUCGCAUUUAGCCCAUUAUCCAAGGCGGAAGGGAUGAAUGGCCUCCGCCACGAAAACGAAGGCGCUGCUCUUCAUUUGUAUUCCACUUUUCGGAAGCAGACCUCGGCCUUUGUGAGCUAUUUACGCAGCUUGGACCCUGGGAAAUCCUCUGCCAAGUCCAUGGCAAAGUCCGGAGCGGCAUUCUCCUUACAGAACGAGCCGACCAGUAUUUUUGAGCAUCUUCGAGUGCGCUUGGACGUGAGGGAUUACUAUUAA
Messenger RNA from Penicillium cinerascens, 2856 nucleotides. RefSeq names its product tubulin gamma complex associated family protein. The coding region runs from base 1 to 2856 and encodes 951 amino acids. Gene Ontology annotation, cellular component: centrosome; equatorial microtubule organizing center; spindle pole. The transcript is spliced from 2 exons. NCBI's taxonomy places the organism in Eukaryota, Fungi, Ascomycota, Eurotiomycetes, Eurotiales, Aspergillaceae. Gene Ontology annotation, molecular function: gamma-tubulin binding; microtubule minus-end binding. Gene Ontology annotation, biological process: meiotic cell cycle; mitotic cell cycle; microtubule nucleation. The record is from RefSeq and is a predicted model, not a curated record.